Triticum dicoccoides is the source of this 1343-nucleotide messenger RNA. Its product is annotated as coenzyme Q-binding protein COQ10 homolog, mitochondrial-like. Gene Ontology annotation, biological process: cellular respiration. The record is from RefSeq and is a predicted model, not a curated record. The coding region runs from base 220 to 972 and encodes 250 amino acids. Gene Ontology annotation, molecular function: ubiquinone binding. The transcript has 4 exons. NCBI's taxonomy places the organism in Eukaryota, Viridiplantae, Streptophyta, Magnoliopsida, Poales, Poaceae. Gene Ontology annotation, cellular component: mitochondrion.
CACGCGCGCCCUCCCACCCCGCUGUCCUCCCUCCCCAUACCGCCCGCUCCACCUCUCCCCAAAUCCGAUUGCCCCCGCAACCUAGGAGCUCCGCUCCCCCACGCCUCUCGCCCCACCCCCGAUCCCUCCACGGCCUCCUCCGGCGACGCCGCCAACCGCACCACCGACCCCCGAAUCUAGGGUUCCCCGCCGCCGGAUCACGCCCGGAGGCCUCCAACGAUGCUGCCGUGCGCGCGGUCGGUGCUGAGGAGGAGGGGGCUGGCCCUCCUGCGCGGGUUCGCCGAGGGCGAGUGCGGCAGGGGGGAGGCGCUCGCCAAUGCCAGGUGCGCGGCCACGCUGGCCGGGCUAGGCGGCGCCCGCGGCAGGGUCGGGCGCUGGGCCGAUCCGCCGGCGCGCGGCGAGCCGCGCCGGUUGGGCGCGGGCUUGCCCGCGGGCGCGCAGACGAGGAGCUUCCUCGGGUGCGGCGACGGGGAGGAGGGGAGCGUGCUCUCCAAGGUCUACGAGGAGAGGCGCGUAAUGGGGUACUCGCCUGAGCAGAUGUAUGCCGUCGUCGCGGCUGUGGACCUCUAUGAGGAUUUUGUGCCCUGGUGCCAGCGGUCCAGGGUUAUUAGGCGGUAUGACAACGGCUCGUUUGACGCCGAGCUCGAAAUUGGAUUCAAGUUCUUUGUUGAGAGCUAUGUCUCUCAUGUGGAGAUGGAGAAGCCCAAAUAUAUCAAGACGACUGCGUCUCAAAGUGGACUUUUCGAUCAUUUGAUAAACGUUUGGGAAUUCGAGCCUGGUCCUGUUCCUGGAACCUGUGACCUUUACUUCUUAGUCGAUUUUAAGUUUCAGUCACCCCUAUAUCGGCAGGUUGCUUCCAUGUUCUUCAAGGAAGUUGUUUCCAAGCUCGUGGGCUCAUUUAGCGAUCGAUGUUUUAGAAUUUAUGGACCUGCCGUUCCUGUGCUGGAAAAGUCUUACGGGCAUGGAAGAUAAACACAAAUAAUCCAAUUUUGAAGAAUCUCUUCAUGGUAACUUGUCUCGGUAAACUACAACAGAGGAUGACCAUGCAUAUAGUCCUCCAUUUGUGAUGUCACGGUACCAUUAGGCAAGUGGAUCUCGAGGGAAAUUGGCCAGAAUUUUCACUCUUUGGCUAUUUCUACGGAGAGAUUUUUUAUGUACUACUAGUUUACUAUCCAUGUGUAACAGCAAAAUGGCCACACACACAUACGAUUGUUUGCCUGGUCAAUUGGAAAGUGUAAUUCGCCCUGAACUAUGGGCACAAAGCGUAUAAGCAUGAUGUAUGCUUCUGAUAUUAUGCGAACGGCAGCCUUGGGACUUCCUCGCUCGUCUUUUGAGCCAUCUUC